Molecule: messenger RNA, 1800 nt
Organism: Closterium sp. NIES-65
Lineage: Eukaryota; Viridiplantae; Streptophyta; Zygnematophyceae; Desmidiales; Closteriaceae
Source: the annotation of a GenBank genome assembly
AUGACCUCCAACUGUUCCUACAGUGCGAUAGGGCACACGGACUCUCUCUGUUCGAUCUCACCUCUGGUGUCUCUCCUGCCCCGCCUGCUACUGUUGACAGCACUGUUCGCUCACAGUGGGCCACACGCGAUGCUGCGCCUUGCUGUGCGUCGCCACUUACCGACCACUGAGCGUGCGCACUUUAGCCAGUACAAGAGUGCUAAGACCUUGUACGACGCUGUAGUUGCACGCUACUCCUCCCCUGCCACUGCUGCGCUUAGCCGCCCCAUGCUGCCGUACCUCUUCCCUGACCUUGCUGCCUUUCCCACAGUCGCUGACCUCAUUACGCACCUUCGCACUAGUAGUGACACUCGCUACCGCGCUGCGCUUCCUGUUGAGUUCUGUGCCAAGAACCCCCCCCCCCCCAUGUACAUCACCCUCUACUACAUAGUCACCCGGCUCCCUGACUCCCUUUGCUUAGUCAGGGACCACUUCCUCUCAGUUUGCCCCACCACACUCACUGUUGACCUCCUCGAGGAGCGCCUCCUAGCAAUAGAGAAGAGCAUAGUCCCUGUAGGAGCCUCUCGUGUCGGUCGGCCGGCAAGGGCAAGGGGGGCAAGGGCGCUAGAGGGGCUAGCGGGGGCGGUGGAGGUGGUGGUGGAGGCAGUGGAAGGGGUGGGGGUGGUGGUGGGAGUGGUGGCGGGGGUGGAGUUGUCGGUGGCAGCAGUGGAGGCGGAGGAGGCGGCGGUGGUGGUGGAGGGAGCGGAGGCGGCGGAGGUGGCGGAGGCGGCGGAGGCAGCAGUGGAGCUGGUCACGGCUCUGCACAGAGGAGUGGGUCCGGUGCACGGUGGGGAAACUGGUCCCUGCACCUACGUCCUCCGUACCGGCGACCGCGCUGGUGAGCAGUGCGGGGGCCCGCACUCCACGCAGCGCUACUUCGGUCGCCUGACGGACGCGUGGCGUCACCAAUUCCUUCAGGCCUCUGAGAUCCCUCGCAAGGACGUUCUGUCUAGGGCGGGGGUUGCUAUCUUUGAUCUGGAUUAUGAUGCUAUUCUUGCUGCCAUGUAUGUUGUGUCUACUAGUGAUGAGGGUGACUGUUACCUGUGUGUUCCGCCUGGCCCGGGCAUUGAGACUGUUGCUCUAGGUGCUGGUGAGGCUGCUGCUCUAGGUGCUAGUGCGUCUGGUGCCCCAGGUGCUGGUGAGUUUGCUCUCUCAGGUACUACGUCGGCUCAGGCCUUACACACCUUCACCCUUGACUCGGGUGCUUCCCGCUCCUUCUUUCGAGACCGCACCACGCUUACGCCGCUUAGUCAGCCGGUUGCAGUCUCCCUGGCGGACCCCUCUAGGGGUCCUGUCCUUGCUAGCUUCUCCACUGUCUUACCGUGCCCGGCAGCCCCCUCUGGCACCCUGUCAGGUGUCCCCCGUUCUCUCCCUCCCCUACCUCCGAGGCCUGCCACCACCUGCGUCCCCUGCGUCGAGGGGCGACAGCGCGCCGCCCCUCACUCCUCCGAGUUACCUCUGACAGAGGCUCCGCUGCAGACUCUUCACAUGGACGUGUGGGGCCCUGCCCGCGUCUGUGCGCAUCAGCUCAACCUUCAGCCCCGGGUCUCCUUGCCAGAGACCUCCCACACCUUGCGGUGGACGGGGAAGGUUGGCGAUGCGUCUGCGUUUCGGGUCUGGGGAUCUCGGGCGUUUGUCCGCGACUUGUCUGCGGACAAGCUGUCCCCCCGUGCUGUUCCCUGCGUCUUCCUUGGCUUCCCCCUUGACGCGCCUGGGUGGCAGUUUUACCAUCCCACCUCGUGUCGCGUUCUGUCCUCCUAG